Pelagomonas calceolata is the source of this 1065-nucleotide messenger RNA. The record is from the annotation of a GenBank genome assembly. NCBI's taxonomy places the organism in Eukaryota, Pelagophyceae, Pelagomonadales, Pelagomonadaceae.
CCUGGUGUACAUCACCGCGAGUCCGUCCGCGUUUUAGGGGUCUCAUUCUCUCGGUGUUGCGCGCGCAACCCCCUCUCUACUGCGCAUCUGUCCAAAAGCAUGCAUCUCAAGCUAAAACUCCUCAGCGGCCGCGGCGCCGUGGUGCACCGCAUGGAGCUGGGAGACCGCUGCUCCUCCUACGUCAAGCUGCGCGAGACCGUCAGCGCGCUCACCACCGAGCCGCUCGACCUCUUCUACGUCGACAACGAGCAGGACGUCUGCAAAGUGACGACCGACCAGGAGCUCAAGGCCUCGUUCGAUCGCGAGGCGCGGGCGCUCGACGGAGUCGCGACUUUCGUCGCGGCGCCCCCGGGCACCGCGGCCGGCGCCGUGCGCGCCUGCGCCGCGACGACGGCCGCCACCGCGACGGGCGCGGGCGAGGUCCACGUCAACGUGACCUGCGACGGCUGCAACAUGUCGCCGAUCGUCGGGCCCCGCUACAAGUGCCUCGUGAGAGAUGACUACGACCUCUGCGUCCGCUGCAACUCCCUCGAGGCCGAGCCGUUCCCCAAGGUCCGCGUCCCGGCGGCCAAGCUCCGCGUCUGCCGCCGCCGCCGCCCGGCCCCCUGCGCCGAGGCCGCCGCUGAGGCGUCGGCGGCUAUGGAAGCCGCGGCCGUGGCCGCGGCCGCCGACAUCGCCGCGGCCGACGAGGCAGCCGCGGCCGCCGAGCGCGUCGCCGUCAGCGAGUCGCUCGAGUCGGCGACGGCCGGCGCCCCUGUGCCCGCCGCCGAGCCCGAGGGCAACACGGCGCUCGGCCUCGACAACCUCCGCAUCGCGGUGCAGGCGUCCCUCGACGACGCCCCGCCUGCGCCGCCGAGCGGGUGGGAGGACGUCGGCGACGACAAGGUCCUGGCGGCGCUCCGCAGCCUCGAGGCGAUGGGCUUCGUCGAUUCGCUCGGCGCCGACGCCUGCCUCGCGCGCGUCCAGAUGCACAUGACGUCGUCGGGCGCCGUCGACCUCGACGCAGCCGUCGCGGACCUCGUCGCGCUCAUGAAGGGCUCCGCCUGAGCAACCUCCCUUAUUCCC